AUCGGCGACUUCCUGGACGUGGCCUUCUCCAGCGAGGGCUACGCGCAGUGCUACGGCAAGUGGCUGCGGCGCCUGGUGGUGAAGACCGGCUCCAAGGACAGGCCUUCAGAUCAACUGGAGCAAGGGGUCUUGAGGGUGAGGCAGUGGGUCGCGGAGGAGGGCGUCACCAGGCGCUCCACCGUGGUCUGCCGCUUCCAGCGCGGCGCCUGCGAGGCGAAGCCGCAGCUCCUGCGCCAGGGCCCCAUCACCCACAUCCGGAUCCUCUCGAGUAGCUUGCAGCAGAAGUGGAUGGCGCUGCCGGAAAUCGAGGCGGAGGAAGACAAGGAGCCUCCGGCGCAUCCCUCCAUGGAGGAGGUCCAGGCAGCACCUCGCGACAAGGAAAACGAGGGCUUCGGCUAUGAGCUCAUGAGCCGCUUGGGCCAGUUCAUCCACGAGGUCUCCAGUGAUGACACCAGGCCCCCCAGCACCGCUCGCCCUCGGCGCACCACGCUUCACAAGAAGCGGAACGGCACGCGGAAAUCCGCGCGCCGAAAUGGCACGGAGGACCGCAUGUCGCCGCCGUGCGCAGAGCGGAGCGGCAGCGAGCCAACCGCAGCGAGCAAAAAGGCGAUUCCGGCGGCCGGAGGUGCCAGCCACGAGAUGCCCGAGGUCUAUUUUCUCGAGGACUGUGAAGCCUUCAACUACGACUCGGACAUCGACGACGGCAAGGACGAGAUCGUGCUGCACGCGGACGGCUCCGCGACGAGGCACCUGAUGCACAACCGGAGCUGGACCGAUGGGGGCGGGUACUCGGGCAAGGAUUCUAGGGAGUCCUCUGGCGUCGGUCGGUGGCAGAAAAGCGACCAGAAGCUGAGCCUCACCUGGACCACUCCUUGCGGUCACAAGGGCGAUCAGCCCACGGAGUUUCGCGUCACGGAGCAGGGGAUAGUGUACAAUUGCCCAUACAAGCAACGGCUCUACAAGCGGGUUGCAGCUCGGACUCUGACGAAGAGUGCGGAGGCUGAACUGCGGCUGGAGGAACUCCUUGGCACUGGAAGCACAGCUGAGGUUUUCCGCGCUGGCUGGCACGGAACGGACGUGGCAGUGAAGAAGCUGCGAAGCGCAGGACAGCUCUCCACGGAAUUCAAGCGUGAGAUCUCAGUGUUGCUCCGCUUGCGGCAUCCCAACUUGGUGCUCUUCAUGGGCGCGUGUACAAAAGCUCCUCAGGCCCUCAUCAUCUCGGAAUUCUGUGCCGGCGGAACGGUCUUUGGCCUUCUGCACCAGCGCCGGGAUCUCUCCCUGCCCUGGCCCCAGCGCUUGGCUGUGGCCCUGGACGUGGCCAAGGGAAUGAACUUCUUGCACCGUCGACAGGUGGUCCACCGCGAUCUCAAAUCUUUGAACUUGCUGUUGGCCGCGCCCUUGCGCGGCGACGACGUCCCCGCCGUGAAGGUCUCGGACUUCGGGCUCUCCCGGGCCUUCAAACCCGACCAGGCGCAGGGAGGUCCAUCGGAUUGGACGUCGGAGGACCUCUCUCGGAUUGAACAGCUCGAUCCCCUUCCUAAAAGAAUCCCAGCCAUCAUGUCUGUGCCUCCUGACGUGUGCAUGACCAGCGGCGCUGGGACCUACCACUGGAUGGCCCCCGAGGUCCUGUCUGGCCAGGGCUACGAUGAGAAGGUGGACGUCUACUCCUACGGCAUUUGCCUCUUUGAGCUCAUCACACGACGCAUCCCAUACGAAGGCUCAGGCCUGGAGCCCGUCUCCAUCGCUGUGGCAGUGAGCCGCGGAAGGCGCCCAGAUCCCAAGUUUGUGCCACAGGACUGCCCGGCGGACUUGCGCUUCACCAUGAAGUGCUGCUGGGCCCAUCGUUCCGGUGGUCGUCCGGGCUUCGACACCAUCUUGGAGACCUUGAAGCUUGUGAAGGGAAGGCUGACAGCACUGCGUGCACCGGCAGAAUGUGCCAUCCAAAAUCAUUGACUGAGAUCGCGAUUGCAUGUUUGUCGCAAUUGAGCCAAGUUUAUCCACGCAGAUAUGCUUUCUUUCGAUGCCCAUUGUCGACAAAUGUCGACAAGUGAUGUGAAAAACUUGGCUCCUUGCUGUCAAUGCCACGGCUACAAGUGCUGAAUUCUUGGGCAGGGC
Effrenium voratum is the source of this 2115-nucleotide messenger RNA. The record is from the annotation of a GenBank genome assembly. NCBI's taxonomy places the organism in Eukaryota, Dinophyceae, Suessiales, Symbiodiniaceae.